UCGAACUUAACGAUGUCCCGAUGUCCCCUGGCCACUAAAAUUUCGGCCGGGACAACUGAAAAAUCACUUUGGGACAUUUUUGGGACACUGGAAAAAUAACGAACAUUCACAAUCAGAAUGUCAGCCGUUCAUACGUUUGCCAGGCGCGCAACCCAUUUUUGGGCCUCACCAAAAGCCGCCGAAUUCGAUAUACACUCAGCUGAGCAGCGUGUGUGGCACCCGUGUACGCAUGUGGCCACUAUUUUGUCGCCCCGCCCAUCGCCUUUGAUCCAUUGCAGCCCGCCGCCUUGGCGCCACUUUCCCACGCCAGUUCCCAGACAUUCUAUCCAUGUAAACAACAUUCAACCAAUCACAGCUUGCAUCCAAUCAAGGCAUCUGCCAUAUAUGGCGAACUGUAACUGUUUAAUGUUCGGAUAUUUCCGGAGAUGCUCGGGAGAUCAGCUGACAAUGCCAAAUAUAGUGAACCGGCAAAGCUCGGGAAUGUACGGUGUCUUUCGGUAAACUUCGCCUAGUUUCCCGCGAAAUGACGAAUGGAAUGCCGAAAACAGCCGAAAUCAGAAAAUUUGAGAGUCAUGGCCGGCAUGGCACAGAGGAAAAUUACCUCUUUUUUCUCCUCGCCGCGAGCGGACCCGGCGUCGAAUGCAGUCAAUGCUGUCGAUCCUCAAAGACGUUCAGGAUCAUCUCAGUCUGACGGCGUGGUUUCAACAACUGAGAGUCAGCCUCCAGAUCGUACGGCCGGUACGAAAGAGGGAUGCGCCGACGGAAGGGGGGAGGGGGGCUUGAUUCAGCCCGAUUGCCAACCAGGGCCUUCAGACGCGGGAAACGCCAAUGACAGUCCUACUGCUUCCAGUCAUGAAGGGGACUCUGACAUGUCUGAUGAGUCUGAAUCAGAAACCCUCACGGACAAGCGGCCUUCGAAGAAGUCUUCGGACACAGUGCCACCUUCUCGGAAAUACGAGGCUAAGAGGAAAGUGCCACCUUCUCGGAAAUACGAGGCUAAGAGGAAACGAUGCUUCUUGGAAAAGUGGAGGACAGAUUAUGACUUUGUUGACUAUGAUUAUCAAGCAGAGAUGACGUAUUGCAAGAAAUGUAGGGCCAUGCCCACAUUGGCAAAGGGCAAUGCCCUAUUCCACGGUGUAACUGGUGAUAAGGUUCGAAGAAGAACACUCAAAAUCCAUGCCAAAUCCUUGACACAUGUCAGGAUUUUGAGUUUACUGUUACAGCCAGAAGGGAAUCUCGUGACCUGAAGGUAGA
Messenger RNA from Branchiostoma belcheri (Belcher's lancelet), 1254 nucleotides. RefSeq lists its product as uncharacterized. The record is from RefSeq and is a predicted model, not a curated record. Bases 531 to 1247 code for a protein of 238 amino acids. The transcript is spliced from 2 exons. Lineage: Eukaryota; Metazoa; Chordata; Leptocardii; Amphioxiformes; Branchiostomatidae.